This is a messenger RNA of Mytilinidion resinicola, 1053 nucleotides long. RefSeq lists its product as uncharacterized. The record is from RefSeq and is a predicted model, not a curated record. The coding region runs from base 1 to 1053 and encodes 350 amino acids. The transcript is spliced from 3 exons. NCBI's taxonomy places the organism in Eukaryota, Fungi, Ascomycota, Dothideomycetes, Mytilinidiales, Mytilinidiaceae.
AUGGAAGCAUACAACCCGCCCUUCGACCGCUCUUCGAAACCUCCGCUCUCGCGCUCCAACAGUUUCAAACCCACAGCUCCCGCGCGCGUGAGCACAGCUCCCCAUACCUCAAAGAAGACGCAGCACACCUCGCUCCACCGACACGGGCACCACCACCGCCAUCACCACACCAAAGAUGUCGUCCAAUCCGCCAUCCAGCUGCACGCGCCCUCAAGCUUUGCCGACCUCCUAAAACAAAACAGCCGCAGCUCUACAGGGUCGCCUGCACAAAGCGUCGCCGGGAGCCGGUCCGGGAGUGUCGUGAAGGUUGAUGGGAGUAUAGAGUCGAAGCCUUUGCAGGAAAUAAUUAUUGGGCCAGAGGAUGUAGCUAGAGAGCGGGCAAGGGCGAAAGUGAGAGAAGAUGAAAUCCGCGCCCAACUGCAGACUCUCUCCGAGUACUCUCUCAACAGCACUCGCCGCACGGACGAUACGUACUACUCGAUUCUGGAGAAGAUUGCGGUGCUUCGAUCUACUAUUGGGGAGCUGCAGGAACUGUCGAACCUGACGAAAGAGCUGCAUGAGGACUUUCAGAAUGAUGCGGAUGAAUUGGAGGAGGAGAUAAUUGGGCAGAUGGACGGGUUUCAUGAAUUUGAACCGCAAGAGCAGCAGAUGGAUGUGCUAGAAGAGCGGGUCAAGGUGGGUAGAGAGAAAGCUCGCUCUCUAAAUGCUAGGCUGAAUGAUGCACGAAACCGUGUUGACAUGCGGGAGAAGUUGGAGCAGGAAUGGGAAGCGAAGAUCAAUCGUAUGAUUCUAUGGGGCAUUCUAGGUACGAUUGCUCUGCUAUUCGUGCUAUUUGUUCUGGUCCAGCAGUUCAGAUUACCCCACAAAGCCACAGGAGAAGGUUUCUCGACAUCCAAGGGAACAUGGGACCUCCAUGAAGCAUCGAUACCCUCAUCAGCGAAGGAGGUGCUGAGCAGCUGUCACGCGCCGGCGUCCAGCAGCCUAACAGCGCCAGCUCUGCCUGUUUCUCCGUCACCGGUAGACCCUAGACUGCGUUUGUUUGACGAGUUAUGA